AUGGCCAAACCCACGCGAAGAAUCGAUCACUACUGGCACAAAAGGGGACUCUGUGGAGUAAUCAGCCGUGCUGCACUCCGCACUCUUCAAUUUGUCUUUGCUGUCACCGUUGCUGGUCUUUAUGGAGUCGAUCUGGCACAAGCCACAAAAACCAAGACUCACGCCUACCCAGAAUGGAUCUACGCUGAAUUUGUCGCUGCCCUUUCUGUCUUGACUUGCAUUUUUCAUUGCUUCUUUACUGUGACCAAAGUUGCAUGGUCGGCCUGGGAUGGAGUCCUGCUUGUCCUCUGGCUUGCCCAAGUGGGUGUCUUCGGGUCGGUCUACAUCUCUGGUAACAAAGCCGAAUAUGAAGACGCGACAUUAUCAGUCCCACGUAUGCGUGCUGCGGUCUGGAUCGAUUUGGUCAAUAUGGUGCUUUGGCUUGCGACUACUGUACUCGGUAUCGCAUGGUGUAUUCGGACUCGAAAAGUUACUCGACGGACGGACGUGGAUGUUCCCAAAGAACUCAUCAAACCCGAUACUGGGAACUCCAAUGAGGAAAAAGCACUGCCGAGUGAAAAAGACAUCAUAAAGGAGAUUAGUGACGAGCCUAUUGAUAUGUGUCCACCCAAGUACACCAAAUUUCCGUCUGCCCCUCCUGCAUCAGUGAGCAACGUGAAUUUCGAACAAGAUGAGAAAACCACGCUUGAGGUCUAA
Molecule: messenger RNA, 696 nt
Organism: Penicillium nucicola
Lineage: Eukaryota; Fungi; Ascomycota; Eurotiomycetes; Eurotiales; Aspergillaceae
Product: MARVEL domain-containing protein
Exons: 1
Coding region: 1-696 (231 amino acids)
Cellular component (GO): membrane
Source: RefSeq, a predicted model, not a curated record